Molecule: messenger RNA, 2106 nt
Organism: Rhodofomes roseus
Lineage: Eukaryota; Fungi; Basidiomycota; Agaricomycetes; Polyporales; Fomitopsidaceae
Exons: 20
Coding region: 1-2106 (701 amino acids)
Biological process (GO): DNA-templated transcription; regulation of DNA-templated transcription
Cellular component (GO): nucleus
Molecular function (GO): zinc ion binding; DNA-binding transcription factor activity, RNA polymerase II-specific; DNA binding
Source: RefSeq, a predicted model, not a curated record
AUGGACAGCGGCCACGCCCCAGAGUCCUCGCGUGCCGGCGCGCAAGCCUUCAACCUCACGAGCACCACCAUGCAGAACCAGAUCCACGAACUCGCCAAGACCCUCCCCCCGCCCCGGAAGCAGAACACCGCCUGUGACGCCUGCAGAGCCCGGAAAGUCAAGUGCAACCAGCUCCCCGGCCAGGACAAGUGCCAGCACUGUCUGUCCAAGAACUACCCAUGCACACACUUUGUCCAAGCCGCGACGACAGAAAAGAAGCGCACCGCCGCUGCCUCCAGGCGGCCCCGAGCCCUCAGCUCGACCACCCAGACCCCGACCGCGAGUUCGUCCCUGGGCCCAGCAGCAUCAGAACAGCCUACGCCCGGCCACGCCCCAACGUCGCCCAAUUACCCCAACACAACCGCCCUCCGACCGACGCAAACGUACUGGCCGCAGUAUCACCCCGUCACUUCGCACACCUCCACGCGAGACCUACUCGCAUAUUUGUUCUCGCCCCCGGUCCCCAGCUCGACGUAUCACUCCUCCGCGGGACUCCCCGGUGCGUACGCGGACUGGGGUGGGACGGCGCCCCGCCUAGCCGAGGAAGCUUUCCGCUUCGAAGUCGCUCUGGACCUGGUCGAGGUCUACUUCCAGAUUGUGCACACGCGCCUGCCGCUGCUCAACCCUGCGCAAUUCCGCGCGAGGCUGCACUUUAGCCUGCAUCUUGCGUCGCAGUCGCGCAGCCACUCACCGCAUACACCGCCGUCUGCAUCCUCGACGUCAACGUUCCUCUCCAAGGGCGGCCUAACACAGAACGAUGCGCAUAAACCGCUCCAUCCCGCGCUUGUCGCGACCGUCAUUGCGUGGGGUGCUAAAUUCUCCGAGCACCCGCUGCUCUUAGCAGACCGUGCUCACAACGGUAACCAGAGCCAUAUUGCGAAAACACUCAUCAACCGUGCGCGCGACUUAGCGGAAGACCUGAAGGUUCAUCGUAUCCCAACAGCUGACCAUGUCGUGAUCGCGCUCUUGAUCGAACCCAUGCAGAAUCAAAAUAUGGAUGCUGCAGAUGGGUAUCACGGUUUCUGGCUAAUGUCCGCCAUCCGCCUUCUGCUCGACCUCCAGAUCAACCACAAGUCCGUCAUGUCGAACAUACAGGACCCGGAGGACCGCGGCACGAUGAUCUUCGCGUGGUGGAUGGCCUGCCUCGCCGACGCGUACCGGAGCGUGUACUACAGGCGCAAGCCGAUGCUGGACGACGACGAUUAUGAUAUUGAUUUCUACACUGUGGGUCCCGUCGCUCCCGAGCACCUCGAGACGCAGGGCACGCAGCCGUCGCCCCGGGAGCAGCUGGAGUUUCUGGGGUACUACCGCGCCUCGCACGCGCUCGCCCGGAUCUCCCGCCAGAUGUCGCGCCAGCUGUGGCGCCCCGCGACCGAGUCCGACGGGAUCCCGUUCGACAUCCUCAACAACUUCAUGAACCUCCUCAACGAUUGGCGCGAGGAGUACCUACACCACGUCGGCGUGCCGAACAACUUCGACUCGGGCUGGGACUUUGUGAGCGCCGUGACGGCCUGUGAGUGCUUCUUCCUCGCCUUCCGGACUGGCGGUGCGAGCGACGCGACGUACCACAUCAUGUGGAUCGUGCUCUUCAACGCAGUAGACGACUUUGGCAUCCGCGAGAUCAACGACCUCGAGCGGACGGGGAGCCCCGGUCACCUGCACCCCAAGGCGAUGGAGAUCGAGGGCCAGAAGCAGAAGGUUUUGGAUACCGCCCUCGCAUCCGCGACGCGCAUCGCGGGUCUGGCUGGCAUCCUCACGCAGAACGGCUAUCUGAAGCUCGACUCGGCGGUCAUGCACGUCAGCAUCAUCCAGGCGGGCAUACUGCUCGCGCGCCUCGGGCGGCCGGAGGUCAAGAACUGCAUCGACGGCCUGGAGCAGUAUAGCUACGCGUACGAGGAGUGCGCGGAGCAGGCCGCGGAGAUGCGCAAAAUGUACGCACAGGCCGUUGCUGGCGAAGUGGAUCUCGCCCACAUGAUGUCCGUGUACUCCCGGUCUGGCGGGGGCAUGGGCCCCGCGAGCAACGCGAUGGCUGUCGACCCGCCUAUGUUCGGUGGGUACGUCGGGUGA